AUGACAAUAAGUCCUUCGUUGUAUUCCCGCUUGGAUUCAGACAGCAAAAGCACCAUCGAAGAGGAGAGCGACGAUGGCUUAACGAAACCUACAGCAUGGUCCCUACAUAUCGCUCUAUUGUACUUCAUAAUCGCAUUCCUACUUCUUACCCAGAUUCUAUUGAUUACACUUAUGCCCAUGCCAACAAAACAGAGCCACUUCGGUUCUUACGAGACUGGAUUCCGAACAGAAUUGCGGGCUAGCCAGAACACAUUCACACUCCAUAGGGUCAAGUUCUAUGGAGGAGUUUUGCAUGAUGAGAACGGCACUGUUUCGCUGAGCCACAGACCUGGUGAGCCCGACUACUUUGGCACUCCUAGCCCCGAUAUCGAUUUGGCAUGGACGAAGCUUAUCAGUGCUCGUAUGAUCAAGAUAGAGCCAAAGGACUAUCCAGAAGAGGCAGUCAAGCUUUCUAAACAGGAUCUAGAUCCUCGUUUGGAACACCACACAGAUCCAUUAACAUAUCGUGUGGAAGCAAGUGGCUUACAUGCGCUUCAUUGCCUGAACUACAUCCGCAAGUCCUUCUGGCCUGAGUACUACAAGGGGUUCAAAGACCCACCUGAAAACGAAAGGGAUCCAAAGAAUCUCAUUCAUUCUGAUCACCUGAAGCAUUGCUUAUUGCAGCUUCAACAAGCUCUUAUAUGCCAGGCCGACUUGACACCCACACCUCGGACUUGGCGCCCAGCACCGGCGGGGAAGAAGGGACAUGGCUUGUUCCAUGCGGACGUAGAUCAGUGGCAUACAUGCAGGAAUUGGGAGGCGAUGAGGGAAUGGAUGCACCCGCUCCAAGAGAUUCGUCUUUGA
Messenger RNA from Pyrenophora tritici-repentis Pt-1C-BFP, 843 nucleotides. RefSeq names its product DUF3328 domain containing protein. Lineage: Eukaryota; Fungi; Ascomycota; Dothideomycetes; Pleosporales; Pleosporaceae. Gene Ontology annotation, biological process: mycotoxin biosynthetic process. The record is from RefSeq and is a predicted model, not a curated record.